This is a messenger RNA of Drosophila subpulchrella, 2377 nucleotides long. Its product is annotated as RNA-binding protein 45-like. The record is from RefSeq and is a predicted model, not a curated record. The transcript has 9 exons. Gene Ontology annotation, molecular function: RNA binding. NCBI's taxonomy places the organism in Eukaryota, Metazoa, Arthropoda, Insecta, Diptera, Drosophilidae. Bases 91 to 1506 code for a protein of 471 amino acids.
ACUAGAUUUUGUGUAUACGGCCAUCAAUUUGCAAAGAGGAAAAAGUGAAGUUAAUUGAAAAGUUAUCCAAGCAUAAAGUAGAACAGAACCAUGUCGGACUUCAGAUCCCAAUCUCGCAGCGGUGGAGGGCGUGGCGGUCGAGAGGAGUUUUCCAACGACGACGAUCCGCCGAUGUCGCGGCUGUUCAUCAUUUGCAACAAAGCCCACUCGGAGGAGGACUUCCGCGAGGCUUUUUCGUCGUACGGGGAUAUCGAGGACAUUUGGGUGGUGAAGGACAAGCACACUCAGGAGAACAAGGGAAUCGCCUACGUGAAGUUCUCCAAGACCUCUGAUGCGGCCAAGGCGCAGGAGGAGAUGAACGGCAAGACCAUCGGCAACUUGGACCGCACCCUGAAAGUCCUCGUGGCAGCCAACCGCAAUCAGGGCUCGAAUAAGUCUGAAAACGAGCAGGAAAAGUAUGUGAGACUGUUCAUAGUGAUCCCCAAAACGGCCACCGAGGAGGACAUCCGCGAAGAGUUCUCCCAAUGGGGCGAGGUGGAACACGUCACAAUUGUCAAGGAGAAGAAUAAUGGCAGUCCCAAGGGUUUCGGCUAUGUCCGCUUCACCAAGUUCUACCAUGCAGCUGUGGCCUUUGAGAACUGCUCGGCCAAGUAUAAGGCUGUGUUUGCCGAACCGAAGGGUUCUACUCGCUCACAGAAGGACCAAUACGGUCGUCCCUCCGAGGAUAAUCCCUUAUUCAGUGGCUCGGGACGUGGCAAUUCCAAUUUCAAUGGCGGAGGAAAUGGCAGGGAUGGCGGCAACAACGGCAGCUACAACAACGACUGGAAUGUGUCCCAGAACAACGACAUGUCGGCCUUUUUACGCAUGCAGAAUGUCCCAGUGGCCCAGCCCUCGUGCCUCGAGGUAAUCGUCAGCAACUGCGUCAACCAGGAUCAGCUUUGGCGACUCUUCGAUAUCAUUCCCGGUCUAGAUCACUGCCAAAUUAUUCGGGAAAGUGGACCGCGCGCCAAUGAAGUCCUAGUAGUGUACAACAACCCAGAAGCUGCUAUUUAUGCGAAGGAUAAACUUCAUGGCCUGGAAUAUCCCGCGGGCGAACGCAUCAUUGUCAAAGUUAAUGGAAUGAGCUCGGCUCGAAUCGACACAUCCUUUAUAGACAAGCGCACCAAUAAGGAUGCCAUCUGCAAUGUGCCCUUGCCCCCAACUGAGCCACUGGCCUCACCCGACGCCCAGGUGGCACAGCGUCUGUUCAUUGUGCUCUCAGCGAAUUUACCGCUUUCGAUUUUGAAAAACAUAUUCUCCUGCUGGUCGGGACUGAUCGACGUCUAUCUACUGCCGAACAAGAACUGCGGCUACGUCAAGUUUGCGGAGACUGAGAGUGCCCAGUUGGCCAUUGACACUCUAAAUGGCGCCGAAAUAUGCGGCACUAAAAUUAAGGUCAUGGAGGCGGAGGAGCGCAAUGGAUCCGACGGCGAUGACGGUGGGCGAAAACGUCUAAGGCGUAACUGAGUUGUGUGCCGUGGUCCGAGGUAAGUAGUUGUGCAAACUCCAAACCGAAACCUCUUAACGAUUUAACUUACGCAUUCGCUUAACGCUUGUGUACAUACACUUCUUUUCGACCAAGCGAAUAGUAUGGUACUUACCCCGUGCACCGGUUGGCCAAUGACGAUAUCUAUGCCGCCACUGAGCGGGAACAUAAUAAGCCAAACCACUUUUAUCUUUCUAUCUCCACAGACCCACUGACAACCAAGAACUUACAGAGAACGCAAUGUACGAGUACGUAACUAACUUGAGAAUACAGUCCGAUAAAAAACAGUUGAACUGACCACCACCAACUUACAACCAACCAACUAAUGACCAAACAACAAGAACAACAGCAACCACCACCACAGCAACACUCUCUUAACGGAAUGCCACAAGAACUACGAGGACUGAAGAACGCAGACCGGAAACGGAAACGGAGAACAAACAGUCAACGAAUUCACCACACCCAUUGACUACUAUUGACUAACUCAAGGGGCUCUCGUACAGAGCACUCGUAGAAUGACUCUUUCGACCUUUAAACGGAUCUAACGAAACCGCAAUGCUUGCUAUAUCAUAUAUUCAAAAUGACGUAUAUAUGUGUAAUACCGCUUGGGGGACUUUUGAAUCUACCCCUAAUACAGAAAAAAACUGUAUAACAUAAACUAUUAUUAACGCAUUUUGACGAGAUCCAGAUAACCGAUGAAUUCAAACAUAAUGAAUUUCCCAAGAGUAUUGACUCUGUCUCGUAAACUCACGAUUUAACCGUGCGUAAAAUACAUUUUAUUUCACAUAUACAUUAGAUUUAAAUCAUAUUUCACUGUAGAAGCCCAAUAAAUAAUUCAUAAUUUACUGAAUA